UGCUCUGCUCCAUCCGUCCGUUCAUCUCGACUAGGAGCUGUCCGGGACCGGCGGUGCUGAAGCGGCUCAGCUCCCGUUUACAGCGUCGCAUCCGUCCACGCGCCUGGUGGACAUCUCCACGCUCUCCAAUAGCGCACCGAGCCCGUAACUUCGCCCUACAGAAGCGAGGAGCCUCCGGACCGCAGCCAUGGCUUUCAUGGUGAAACAUGUGGUGGGGGGGCAGCUGAAGAACCUGACGGGCGGACUGACGGAGGAGAAACCUGAAGGGGAGAAAUCCGACGCCGCCGCGCAGGGGAUGACUCAAGAGGAAUUCGAACAGUAUCAGCAACAGUUAGAGGAGGAAAAACGAGAGCGAGAAGCUAAUUUUGCUCAGAAGAAAGCCGAGAGAGCCACAGUUAGAACUCACUUCCGGGAAAAAUACCGACUACCAAAGAACGAGCUGGAUGAGACCCAGAUCCAGCAGGCCGGGGACGAUGUGGUUCUGCCCACAGAGCUGGCCAAGAUGAUCGCCGAGGACAACCAGGAGGAGACGCACAAGCAGUCAGUCCUGGGCCAGCUGUCCAACAUCCAGAACGUGGACAUCGACCAGCUGAAGGACAAGGCCCAGGCCACGCUGGAAGACCUGAAGAAGCAGACAGAAAACUGCAGCCUGAUGUGAUUGGGUCAGUCCUAGUUCAGAUGUUCAUCAGAGGCAGACGUCCCCUCGCUGCAGACGUUUUCUCAUUGUCUUAGUGGAAUGUGCAUCAGCAGAGAGUUUAAAUUUAGACAACCAACCAGAUAAAAUGAUUCCUGAAGGUUUUGAAUGUCGUUUCACCAAAUUUAACCAAUUUGCACUUUGAUGAAACUGAGAUGAAACCAAUGAGAUUAUUUCUGAGGUGAGGCCAUCCUGCUCUGAGUGAAGUGGGUUUGCUGUGUCCAGUCGUUUAUCCGCUCUGCUGCGCUCUCCCUCCUCCUCCUCCUCCUCCUCCUCCUCCUCCUGCUGUGAACGGUGGCUCGGCAGCGGCGGUCAGGGGGCUGGUUUAGAUUCAGACUGUUUUUAAAUUAACAAACUAAAUAAUUGAACUGAUGAAUCCUGCAGCUGAUCUAUAUGUCAUACUUCCUGUCUCACCUGUUGGCUUCCAGAACAGCCUCUGUUAAGAGAAAUAGAUGUGAUGUUCUUGAGGACGGAUGAGCUAACGGCUAGUGGCCAAACGUGGCUUCCAUCUUUAAAAAAAAGGUAAAAUUUCACAGCACGUGAUGUCACUUUAUAAAUGUUUACGUCAGAAUCAUGAUCCAAUACGCCUGAACCUUUUUUUCCUAGACAGACGUGAAUAUGUUAAAGGUUUUAAACCUUUAACGUUCAAAGACAAAGGUGAAGAAAUUGUUUAGUUUUUGCAUUUUUUCAAUCCAUUUUGGUAAUAAAGGUUAGAAUUUAUUGUAAAAUAAGAAUAUUGAUGUAAAAGCAACAAUAUUGCUUUUUAUAUUAUUUUAUAUCCGUUUUCUAGGUGUUAUACUAACAUUACACAAUAAAACGUUCAGUUUUUAAAUCUAGUUUUUUGUUUCUUAUAUCAGACUUUGAAGGAUUGCACUUUUUAAACUUUCUUUUUCAUUCUUAGUUUGAAGGUAUUUUUCCUUUUUUUUAAUUAGAAACAUUUUUGCUUGUGUUCUUUUUUAUAUAUUUUUCUACAUUUCUUCUAAUCUUUUCAAAAUGUUCUAGUUUAGGCUUCAAAUUGAGUCUUAAAGGUCAGCAGAUCUGGUCAUCUGCUCAUGUGACCAGUGAUUCAAACAUGGUACGCACAUUUUUAUUGGUGUUUGGUCCCUUUGAGCCCGCCUCCAGCUCCUGAUGAAAGGAUACUAUUGGAGAGAGCAGACUAACAAGAUGAUGUCAUGCUGAAGUAAAAUACAGAAAGUUAGUCAACAACAGAGAUCAGGACCUGAGUGUGGCUGGUUACUCUGAUACCGACAACAUGAUCCAAUACUUGAUUUCACCUCUAAAUUUAGGAGAUUGAAGCCGGUUAAAGAGAACAGCAAUACAUUAGCGCUUUGAAAAGCUGUCAGCUAGUCUGGGCUUGUCUAUUUGCACCGUGACGCAGAACUAGAAAACUUUGUUCAAAAACACAUCAGAUCUCCUAAAACACAACUGCUCUCUAGUCCUGAAGGAAUAAACUCAAUUUCACUGAACUGAGGUUGUUCAAAAAGCCGUCUCCAACAGGAAGGAUGGGAAUUAUUAUUUUAUGUUACGAAAUACAACUGACAAAGGCCAAAAUAUAUUUUAAUGUUAAAUUAUUGAAUUUCUUUGAAGUAAAUGAUAGUAAAAUAGCUUUUUCAUGAAGGUGUUUUUUAUUCCUGAAGCAGAAAUGGCACCUCAGACAGGAAGUGUUGCUCUGGAGCAAAAGUAACGCUGAUCUUCUGGUUUUCUGUUGCUGCUGCUGUCUUCUCAGACGUUUCACUACAAAGACGUUCUCGUUCUCAGCUUCUCCUGUAUUUCUGCGUGCCUUGAUGUUUAGGUUAUCGUCUUUAAAGCUCCAACAUGUAAAAACACAUAUUAGCCGUGCACGAAGCUUCUUGUUUGUUUAGCUGUUCGGGACUCGGGGGGGGGGGGGGGGGGUCAGUGCAGAUAAGACUUGCAGCCACCUGUAGGUUGUAUAAACGUGUGAUCUAGUGCAGUAACCGUGCUCCCAGAUUUAACCCAGCUUCCAUGAAUAUAACAUUGGUAUCAAAUAUAUAUCGUGAGUAAAUCUGUUCAUAUGCUGCAUUCAGGGGCGCUGCUCGGAUGUUGGAAACGGGGGAUUUCUUUAGGAGUGUGUAUGCCAAAGCUCUAGCUGACAACACUCAGACCACCAUAAAGAGAAUAAGAGGUCAGCUCGUGUGUUUAAAUCCAGCUCAGUCUACAUUUUGUUUGAGGCGUAAAAAGUUCUGCAGCGGUUUCCGUCGAACUGCUGGGUCUCGUGUUGUUUAACCAUCUCCUGGUUCUCCAUCUCCGCCGUCUCCGUGGUGCCGUCCCGUGCUGGUGGGUUCUGUGUUGUUGUAACUGAUGUGUCAAACGUCGUCUUUGUGGACAGAAACAUUUAAAAAAGUCCAUUAAAGGAGCGGAGAUCCCGUCCUUUAGCUGGUCGUCGUGUGACGGAGCACAAAGCGUGGGUUUACCUCCAAACUAAAGCCAGAGGGGGGCGCUGUUCAUGUCAUCACAUUCAUUGUUUCAUUUCCCACUGAUGAUCAGUGGUCCAUAGCAGUGUUUUAAUCUGUAAUUCUGCUGCUUGUUUUCCUUUUGACUCGUUUUUGUGUGAUUUAUCAGGAAAACUGGUGGAGUUUUCAAAUCUAAUUUCCUUAAACAGACAGGAGUUUCUUUAACUCAUUCACUGCCAGCCGUUUCCUGAUCGCUAACGGCCUUCGCUGCCAGCGUUUCUCACCGUUUUUACUGUUUUUUUAAGAGUCACAGAACGUUGCGCGCUAGCAUGAUGUCGACGCCAAAACAACCAAAACAAAGAGGAGACUCACCUCUUACAUCAGGAAGAGUCCGCGUGUUUCGAGCGUUAUCCGUUCUUUCAUAAUCCGUUGUUGAAUUGUGAUCGGCAGAUGCUUCUCCGGUUCGCGCCUCACUUUUUUUACAGGAACGGCCCAAAACGAUCUCCUAACACAUGGAUGGUCUGCUUCCUGAUCAUGUGAUCUGUGACGUAUGCGGAUGAAGAUCGGCUUCAGGGCUGAGAUGUUUGUUCUAUCAGCGCGGGGACUCGUUCCAAUGCUCAAACAGUAAAAAAAAAUGCAAAUGACGACUUUAGUCGUCAAUGGCAGUGAAUGAGUUAAGCGCUCCGCCGUUGCUAAAUGAAGACUGGCUCGAAGCCUUUCAGGUGCAAUGUUUUAUUUUUCAGGUGAUAAAAGAGCGUUAUAUUCUAAAUAUAUCCAGAAUAUAAGAGGAGAAACUGCAAUAAGUUAUGUUCUUAUGGAGCUACUGGAAUCUGCCAUCUUUGAUCCUGAUGUAGUAAUAAUAAUAAUAAUAAUAAUAAUAAUAAUAAUAAUAAUAGGUGGAAGAGAAGCCAUAAAUCAAAUUGCUUUGUGUGUGAGACUUUAAACACUUAUUCAAUAAUAAUAACAACAAUAAUGAAUUCUAAAUGUGAAUUGUGUGCUGUGAACCCGUGGAGCUGAUUUUGAAUGAAAUGGCUGCUACGACACGCAGCCGCUUCUCAUUUUUCGGACUCUUUUUGUUUCUUUUCUCUAUUUCUGUCAACUUGUCUGGAAAUAUUGAACUGAUGUUUGAGUUUUAACUGCAAUAAACUGAUUUUUAUGAUAA
Messenger RNA from Nothobranchius furzeri (turquoise killifish), 4267 nucleotides. It is a transcript of the gene cplx3b, whose product is annotated as complexin 3b. Gene Ontology annotation, molecular function: syntaxin binding. The record is from RefSeq and is a predicted model, not a curated record. NCBI's taxonomy places the organism in Eukaryota, Metazoa, Chordata, Actinopteri, Cyprinodontiformes, Nothobranchiidae. Gene Ontology annotation, cellular component: SNARE complex; terminal bouton. Gene Ontology annotation, biological process: neurotransmitter transport; regulation of neurotransmitter secretion; synaptic vesicle exocytosis.